Messenger RNA from Esox lucius (northern pike), 2117 nucleotides. RefSeq names its product chemokine (C-C motif) receptor 9b (gene ccr9b). NCBI's taxonomy places the organism in Eukaryota, Metazoa, Chordata, Actinopteri, Esociformes, Esocidae. The record is from RefSeq and is a predicted model, not a curated record. Gene Ontology annotation, molecular function: C-C chemokine receptor activity. The transcript has 3 exons. The coding region runs from base 395 to 1474 and encodes 359 amino acids. Gene Ontology annotation, cellular component: membrane. Gene Ontology annotation, biological process: chemotaxis; immune response; inflammatory response.
AAUGCCCUUUGUUUCUCUUUAAAGAUACAGUUAAACCUCACAUUUUGGUCUGCAUGUACAAUAUGUUGUUUAAAUGUGAGUAAUAUAUGAGGGGGAUGACUAUUAUAGCUCAGAUAGCCAAGGAAUUCCAACUUUGAGUGUGACUGGUUUUAAUGCCAAGGGCCACGUCUGUACCUACAUGACAUAGUAUUACAUUUUUGGGGACUGGUUUUGGUUUUGAAUGACAAAGGCAAAACGACCCGUCAGCAUGUGAUGCUGUGGUUAAGGCGAAACCAUAAAAGCUGGUAAAGAUGAGAGUGAUAGCAAUUUUCGUCUAGGGCUUGUGAGUCGUACUCUGAGAAAGAAAGAGAAGACUGGAGAACGCUUUGUCUUAUAACAUCAUUGACAGGUUAAAAUGGAGUUAUUACUCACUACUCCAAAUGAUGAAAGUGGAUCUGGAGAUCUGGAGGACUACCCCACUGACAUGGGGGCGAUAUGUGACAAGAGCUGGGUGAGGGACUUCCGGAGUCUUUAUGAACCACCACUGUUCUGGCUCAUCUUCGCCUUGGGCACCAUGGGCAACCUGAUGGUGGUCUUCAUCUACACCACGGUCCGCCACCGCCUCAAGACCAUGACCGAUGUCUACCUUCUCAACCUGGCUGUGGCCGAUCUUCUGUUCCUGGGUACUUUGCCCUUCUGGGCCGCCGAUGCCACCAAUGGCUGGGUUUUCGGCCUGGGUCUCUGUAAGAUCCUGUCAGCUGUCUAUAAGAUCAACUUCUUCAGCAGCAUGCUCCUGCUCACGUGCAUCAGCAUCGACCGCUAUGUGGCUAUCGUCCAGGUCACCAAGGCCCACAAUCUGAAGAACAAGACACUGUUCUACAGCAAGCUGGCCUGCCUGAUUGUUUGGGUCAUCUCAGGCUUCCUGUCUCUGCCAGAGUUGAUCUUUGCCAGUGUGAAAUCCGACUCCUUUGGGAAUUCCUGCGUCCUAGUCUACCCUCAUAACCUCUUGAACCGCACCAAAAUCCUGGUGCUGGUCCUGCAGAUCUGCAUGGGUUUCUGUCUACCACUGCUGGUCAUGGUCCUGUGCUACUCAAUCAUCAUCCGCACCCUGCUGCAGGCCAAGAGCUUCGAGAAACACAAGGCACUGAGAGUCAUCUUUGCCGUGGUUGCCGUGUUCGUCCUCUCCCAGCUUCCGUACAACGGGCUGCUGGUGCUUGAUGCCACACAAGCGGCCAACACCACCAUCACGGACUGCGAUUUAUCGGGCCAAUUUGAUAUCGCCGGACAGAUCGCCAAGAGUUUGGCGUACACCCAUGCCUGCAUUAACCCUUUCCUGUAUGUGUUCAUUGGUGUCCGCUUCCGGAAGGAUCUACUGAGGGUAAUUAAGCUGUGCAUGUGUGGCCUAAACAUGGGUGGUCUCAGUAAAAUGCAGGCCGUCCCUAAGCGCCCCUCUGUCAUGUCUGACACUGACAGCACCCCGGUUCUCUCGUUGUAAUUCUACUCCCUGAAAGCACACCCAGAAACACAAUCAGUAUUAGCCCAGAGACAAUGACAUAACAACCACCGUUUGGUAUAGUGGUGAAAUAAUAGCGUACUGCACCCGCUGGGGUCAAGGGAGAGAUACAUUCAAUUAUUUAUUGGAAAUUGCAGCAAUAUUGUCUCAGUUGUGUUCCAGUAUCAUCUUGCCAUCACAUUCUCGCCAAUAUACACAUGGUAGGCGUGUCUACGUACAACAAUGCAUUUCACUUCUAUGGCCCACAAGCCACUCUCCCACUUUCUACCCCCAAGCUAAAUGGUCAAUAUAAACAGCACACAUUCCAGAGGUUGGCAGAGCGUGACAUAAAGAGAGAGAAUUUAUACACAGAGGUCUGCUUGUUCUUAACCUACCUAAAUGAGACCAAUUGUAAGAAUACUACACCGCGUCUUUGCUGAACACCUUUCUUCAAUGACAAUUUGGUUUGCAAGUGGGACACAUCCUAUACAUAUUUCUCUAAAACACUGUAAUAAAGUGUACAUUAUUGUAUAUAAACUGUGCCAAUGAUUAUUAUCAUGACUUUGUCAGUAUUCUAUAUUUGAUGCGUUUGUGCUGUUCUUGAUUCUUAAUUUUUUUUUCAUGUAGUUGAGUACCAAACAUGAAU